Messenger RNA from Cricetulus griseus (Chinese hamster), 693 nucleotides. NCBI's taxonomy places the organism in Eukaryota, Metazoa, Chordata, Mammalia, Rodentia, Cricetidae. The record is from RefSeq and is a predicted model, not a curated record.
AUGUACUCCAGAGCUUACAUCUUGCUGGAAAGAGAGCUCCAGAAGAUACAAAACUACCCAAGUGAGGGUGUUACUGCUUUUCCUGUAAGUGAAGAUCUGAUGAACUGGGAAGCUCAGAUAGAAGGACUUCAGAAUUCAAUCUGGGAAGGGUUUGUCUUCCACCUGACAAUAGAUUUUACACCAGAGUACAACCUUGUUCCUCCAGUUGUGAAAUUUCUAACAAUUCCUUUUCAUCCAAAUGUAGACCCAUAUACCGGUCAGCCCAGUAUAGACUUUUUGGACAGCCGUGACAACUGGAACACAAAUUAUACAAUAAGCAGCAUCUUACUUGCUCUACAGGUGCUGCUCUCCAACCCUAUCCUAGAAAACCCAGUGAAUUUGGAAGCAGCCCAGCUGUUGAUUCAAGAUGAGUCUAUGUAUAAAGCAGUAAUUCAGAGACUUUCCCAGCCAGCACGACGACAAGGACAACUAAAAGAGGGCGGCCUAGAGUUAACUGAAGAGCCACAGGAGCAUUUCAGAGUAAUUAAAAAAAUCUCGUUUAAUGAUUACUACAAGACAUGGUCAGAGAUAGCCACGUCAAAAACUGCAGAACACUCCAAAAAUCCAUUUGUUGGAGAUCCAAAUUUCAUGGGACAGUAUUACAAAUGGAAGCGACAGGAUCUGCAGCAGCAGAAGCAGUGGAAGUUGAAGUAA